CAACACAACUGUAACGUUCACACACUCCCGCACCCAAACUGGCAGCCUGUGUAGUGUAGCCAGAGCAAACAAAAUGUGAACAUGUGACGACACAAUGUUUCCCGGCGGUUGUGCAAGCUGGAAUUUCCGCCCGAACGGCUAGCAAGCUGACGAGCGGACUAGUGACGAAGAGGAUAACUUAAGUUACCUGGACGCUCGGGUGUUUAGUGUUAUGUCCGCUGUGAGAUAGUGCAUGGCAUGUGGAGAUGAAAUUUGGUUGGUAGGGGCGUGACGAGCCAAGGGGAUGGUCCUGCACUAUCCCCUGUCCCUCCACACGGGCUGAGCUGGCUUGGUGAGGGUACAAGAGGUGGAGGACCACUUAGCUGAGAGAAAGACCAGGUGUAUCAACAGUAACAAUGCCACAGUCGACAAAACCAGGUUGCCAGCAGGCCAGCCCGCUACCGUAUAUAUAUGUUCCCAUGGACACCACUGAUGCGAAGCCAAACAGUGGGAGAAAGACGCUCCGUGAAUCGGUUUCUCAAAAAGAUUUUCAUCUGUGUCAAAAACUGUUAAAUGAAGGUGAAAGUGUCACAUACAAAGAUGAAGAUGGGUCAUCGCUUCUUCAUAUUCUAGCUAAGAAGUACUCCAAGAGAGAGACAAGAGCUCAAAAUAUUCCUUCACUUUUGCUUCAGUACGGUGCAGAAAUAAAUGUUAAAGAUAAAAAUGGAGAUGCUCCUCUCCACAUUGCAGCAAGAGAAGGUCUCAAAGACCUUUGUAUCAUCUUGGUGGAACAUCAGAAGGUGAAUAGUAUGAACCCCAAAGUAAACAUAAAAAAUAAGAAGUCCAUGACUCCCUUGCAUUAUGCUGCUUACCAGGGUGAACUUCAAAUAGUGAAGUUACUGAUCAAAGAAGGAGCUGAUCCUUGUGCUAGAGACCACAUGAGGUACCUUCCUCUCCACCAUGCUGCUGACAGAGGCCAUCAUGAGUGUUGUAAGGAACUCGCACCAUUUUAUGUGGGAGACACAGUCCAAGGUCAGGAAAUAAGUCCACCUGUCAUGCUUGCUGCAAUGAAAGGUCACUAUCGAUGCUUUAAAGAAAUGGUUCAUGUUCAUGCUAAAAUGAAUUUGAAUUUCAGAAAUGCUGCUGGCAACACACCACUUCAUAUGGUUGCUAGAUCAGGAUUUGAAAAAUUUGCUGCAUUACUCAUAGAAACUGGCGCUGCUCUUGAUAUACAGAACAAUGUCGGGAAUACACCAUUAAUGGAAGCUGUCUUGAGAAAUAAAAUUUCUUGUCUGAGUGUACUGAUGGAGAAGGAAGCUAAUGUGAAUAUUAAGAACAAUUCCCAGAGUGGUGUACUUCACGUGGCAGCAACUAAAAAGGCUGAGGAGUGUAUGGAAUACUUACUCAAACAUGAAGAAGUGAAAAAAGAAUUAAACGAAAAAGAUAAGGAUGGCUACACGGCUCUCUUCAUCGCAGUAAGAAAGCACAGUGAAAAAUGUGCAGUUUUACUAUUAGCUGCUGGAGCAUCAACGUCUAUUGUAUGUCAACAAAAGCUAUCACUUCUCCAUCUGGCAGCAGAUAAUGUAAGACCAACAUUAUUAGAGAAACUCUUAAUGAUACGGACAUUGGAUGUAAACGUGAAAAACAUUGACAAUGAGACACCACUACAUGUGGUGGCCCGCGGAGGUUCCAGGGAGGGGUGUCAGCUGCUGUUACGUAAGGGUGCCCAUAUUGAUGCUGCAGACAAGAAUGGCAGAACAGCUCUGCAACUGAGUGCUUACCAAGGUCAUUCUUCUGUAGUGAGGUUACUGAUAAAGUAUGGUGCCAAUAAACGUGCUAAAGAUGACAAUAACACCACAGCACUACAUGCUGCUGCAGCUAAGGGGAACCUAGAAUGUUGUGAAAUACUGUCUGAUGCUGACAAAGCUCUCUAUAAACUACAGGAUAGAAAAAAAAGAUAUGCACUUGAUAUUGCCUUUCUAAAGGGACAUGACAAGGUAUUCCAAUUUCUACUGAACAUCCUGCCAUAUAAGAAUAUUAACACAAUGCCACAAGAUCUACAGGAUCAUCUCCACAGUUACACCCACAAGGCUCUCAAAGGGAGGAAGAAAACAGUUGUAGAGACCAUUGUGAGGAGCCAGUGGUGGGAGGCGGGCUUUGGUGUGGUGAAGAAACACGAGGAUGUUCCCUGUACCAACUUCAGGGAACUUAUCAAAUUGUACCCAUUUCUUGCUCAGGUGGUGAUGGACCACUGCACAUCAGUAACCGAGAAAUGUACUCUGUAUGAUUUCAGACUACUUGAGGACAACUAUUGCAUCAAGGAAGACAAAAACAUUUUACGAUCCUCUGUAAAAAGCCCAUUCAACCAACAGACCUGGGAAGUACUGCCUGCUGCCAAAGAACUAACAUCUAAGGUGUUGGUAUGGAAGAAGGAACAUCCAGUGAGCAUUAUGGCACAUCAUAGAUGUUUAGGCCUCCUUCAACACCCACUAACAGAGGCAUGGAUCAGUUUUAAGUGGAAGUCAUACGCCAGAUGGAUAUUUGCAGGGCUAUUGGUACUACGGCUCUUUGCAGUUGGUGUCCUCAUUGGCUUUAUGGCAACAAUUCAUAAUUGGGAGCAAGUCAAAAAGUAUUCCAAUAAAUCAAAAGAAGUAUUUUGUGGAGUUCUAGAAACUUCUCAUGAUACUGUUAAUGCAGCAGAAGAAAUGAUGACGCCCGAGUUCACGGGAAGACUCCAGUGGAACUCAACUGUGUAUUAUACAUGGCACGUCCUCCUGCUUGUUUCACUCAUUCUUCAGGUCACACUGGAGGUUAUGAGUACAAAGAAGCUGCAGUGGGACUAUGUUGACAGUACCUUCAUCUUCGUGCGGAUCCCUUCCUUGGUGUUGACUACUAUAGUGUGCAUUCCCUCCUGCAAGUGUGGUUUCCAGCUGGGCAUCAAAAUGGUACCCAUAUGGCAGUGUGGCAUCUUGGCUCUGCUGAUGGCAUGGGUCCAACUCAUCCAGAUAAUCAAUAAGCUGCCCCAGUUGUCCAUCUUCACUAUCAGCACCUGGGACUUUAUCAAAUGUUAUUUAAAAGGGUUGAUGUACAUUGGUAUGGUAAUAAUCCUUUUUGCCUUUAUCUUCUUUAUGCUCCUCCGUGAUCAGCUGGCCUUCAAGACGGUGCCACAGUCAAUAAUUAAGACUGUAGUAUGGAUGUUGGGCGACUUAAACUACGAUGAGACGUUUGUGGGAGAAAACAAACUAUCUUAUCCAGUCCUUGUGAAUGUUCUCUUCCUCAUAUUUAUGUGCACAGUUUGGGUGUUUAUCGUUACAUUAAUCAAAACCCCGUCAUCAGAUGAGAGAGAAGUUGCAUUAUACAGGAAGGCAGGGCGAGCAAAUCUUAUUUUAAAUCUUGAUGUGUUAUUCCCAUCUUUAAGAAGAAAAUAUGCUAUAGGCAAGUACAAUAACAUGUAUAAGAGGCCAUGGCUAGUAAAAAAAAUACAAAAUUUCCAGAGACCUUCAUCAUGGAUGUCACGAACUUUGGCACUAUCAUUUAACAUGGUAGCAUUAAUGGAUCUUGAUGAGCUCAAAAAAGAUGAUAAUAACGACCAGGUUCUAUCAAAGUUUGAGGAAUUUUUUCAACUUUUCAAAAAAAAAGUUGAUGGAACUGCAAAUCUUUCUCUGCCAGACCCACAGCAAGAUCAUUUAGAGGCACAGACAAGGAAGUUGGACCAGCUGUUGACUCUCUUUAAUCAGUUGAAUGAUAACUACCAAAAGCAAAAUGAACAAAUGAUAGAAUUGAAGCAGCAAUUAGAUAAUAUGAAACAGAAGUCAAGACACAGUGUACACAUUCCCUGAUCAGAAGGAUAAGUACCUUAUUCUUAACAAUGUUUUGUAUGUACUGUAGCUCGAGAGAUGCUUGGAAAUACACCUGUACUAUGUACUUUAAAAAUUUGGGUCUAUGGUUAUCUAACCUCUGCCCAUAUUUAUUUUGUGAAUUGGUUUAAGUGAGUAUACUAAACAGAGGAUCAGAAUGAAAAUCAUUUUAUUACUGAUGGGAUGAAAUGAUUGACCUUAGGGCAGACCCCACCAGUACUUGAAGGGCAGUAAGAUGUGUUGUUCAUGCAGAGAAUGUUUACAUGGUAGCAAUAAGUAAGCAUUUAUCUCACCAUAUGAAUCCAACUUCAUAUUACAAUUUACUUGUGGCAUCACAAACUAAUGAGGUUCAGAGCAGGAGUCUUAAUACAUAAAUUUAACUAAAUAGUAAAUCUUGCUCUCAAAAUAGAAUCACACAUCCAUGCUGAGGUCAGUUCCUGGCUGUAUGGGAACCCUACACAUGGGAGGGAAUCAAUGUCAUUUCUUUGUCCCUUUGGAUGUACAGUAAAUUGUCACAAUUAAGACUUCCUUUUCUGGCCUGCGAGUCCCCAUGAGAGACCUAACUUAAGUUUAGGAAGGUCAGUGUCAGCUAAAACUCAUGUAAGGCAUCAUAGAUAAGAAACACACUGUACCCUCAGAGUACAGUACCUCGAUAACAGAAUAGAGCUGACUCAGUACAUCCAGCUCAUCAAAGACUUUUAUGGAGAAGUUAGUAUUGAGUUAACGGUAAGUAAGGGUGAGUCUGCAGGUUCUCUUACUGCAAGAUCCCAAACCAGAGCAAUAAUUUAAUUAGAAAUGGUGAAUUUAAAUGGAGGUAAAGUCACAUUAUAUACUAUAUUAGUAUGAAGACAUGCCAAUAAGUGAAUGAACUUAUGAUACAUAUGUUUUUUUCCUGCUUAUACAGUAAUAACAUGACAGUAAUCAAGUCAUAAUGGUUAAAAAUGUCUUCAUGUAACCAGCUUACUGACACAUUCUUUACUAUUAUAAGCACUGUACAUAAGACAAUAAAGAAAUUUUUAUUACA
This is a messenger RNA of Homarus americanus (American lobster), 4860 nucleotides long. Its product is annotated as transient receptor potential cation channel subfamily A member 1 homolog. Gene Ontology annotation, molecular function: protein binding. The transcript is spliced from 8 exons. The coding region runs from base 396 to 3818 and encodes 1140 amino acids. The record is from RefSeq and is a predicted model, not a curated record. Lineage: Eukaryota; Metazoa; Arthropoda; Malacostraca; Decapoda; Nephropidae.